This is a messenger RNA of Trichoplax adhaerens, 762 nucleotides long. RefSeq lists its product as uncharacterized. NCBI's taxonomy places the organism in Eukaryota, Metazoa, Placozoa, Uniplacotomia, Trichoplacea, Trichoplacidae. Gene Ontology annotation, biological process: endoplasmic reticulum unfolded protein response. Bases 1 to 762 code for a protein of 253 amino acids. The transcript is spliced from 8 exons. Gene Ontology annotation, molecular function: misfolded protein binding; ubiquitin-specific protease binding. Gene Ontology annotation, cellular component: endoplasmic reticulum membrane; Hrd1p ubiquitin ligase ERAD-L complex. The record is from RefSeq and is a predicted model, not a curated record.
AUGGCUGGAGAAAGCGAUAUUGGUGAUUGGUAUAAGAAUAUCCCAUUUAUAACCAAGCAGUGGUUUACCAUGUCGGUAAUUUUGCCCAUGAUUGGUUGGUUAAAGAUCAUCAACCCGAUGUAUUUUCUCCUGAUAUGGUCGGAAGUUGCUUAUAAAUUUCAGAUAUGGAGAUUGUUGACCGCCUUGUUCUUCUUUCCUAUCAAUCCAAUGACAGGAUUUCAAUAUUUAAUUAACUUAUACUUCCUUUAUAGCUAUUCUAUCCGAUUAGAAACAGGUCUAUUUGAUGGCCGUCCUGCAGACUUCAUUUUUAUGUUAAUAUUUUGCUGGCUAACUCUGAUUAUUGUUGGCUUUGUACUUAACGUUUACUUACUGAUGACUCCAAUGGUCUUAAGCGUCCUUUAUGUGUGGUGUCAAGUGAAUCGAGAUGUAAUUGUGCAAUUCUUCUUUGGCACUCAAUUUAAGGCGAUGUACUUGCCAUGGGUAUUUGCUAUAUUUAACAUCGUCAUCAGGGGAUCCGGUAAAGAUGAACUAAUCGGAAUUUUUGUUGGCCACGUUUAUUUCUUCCUUGUCUUCAAGUACCCGCAAGAAUACGGUGGACGUCAACUCAUAGGAACACCGUCAUUUCUGUAUCGAUAUUUUCCUAGUAGGCGCGGUGGUGUUAGUGGUUUUGGUGUUCCACCUGCCAGUCGCAGACCCGAAAAUGAAGGCCAAGGCUUUCGGGGCCAUAGGUGGGGUACAGGACAAACACUUGGAGGCAAUUAA